This is a messenger RNA of Kazachstania africana CBS 2517, 270 nucleotides long. It is a transcript of the gene RSM19, whose product is annotated as mitochondrial 37S ribosomal protein uS19m. NCBI's taxonomy places the organism in Eukaryota, Fungi, Ascomycota, Saccharomycetes, Saccharomycetales, Saccharomycetaceae. Gene Ontology annotation, biological process: ribosomal small subunit assembly; translation. The record is from RefSeq and is a predicted model, not a curated record. Gene Ontology annotation, molecular function: structural constituent of ribosome; RNA binding. The transcript has a single exon. The coding region runs from base 1 to 270 and encodes 89 amino acids. Gene Ontology annotation, cellular component: ribosome; cytosolic small ribosomal subunit.
AUGGUAUUUUCCACUGUGAGGUUACUGUCUAGAGCUGCAUGGAAGGGACCCAACAUAGUUCCACUGCCAAUAAAGGAAGCCAUGACAAAGGGGACUCCGAUCAGAACCAACGCUAGGAGCGCUACAAUCCUGCCACAGUUUGUUGGCUUGAAAUUUCAAGUACAUAACGGUAAAGAAUACGUGCCGUUCGAAGUCACAGAAGAUAUGGUUGGUAGAAAAUUAGGAGAAUUCGCCUUUACAAGGAAAAGACUGUCUUAUACAAAGAAGUAA